This is a messenger RNA of Arvicanthis niloticus (Nile rat), 1691 nucleotides long. The record is from RefSeq and is a predicted model, not a curated record. Lineage: Eukaryota; Metazoa; Chordata; Mammalia; Rodentia; Muridae.
GGGCGUGUGCUCACGUGUUGCGGGUCAAGGUGCGGAGUGCGGUAGCCGGAGGGGGCGUGCCGGGAGGAGGGUGCUUCGCAGCUUGAGCCCGCUGGUUGGCUCUCACGGUUCACGUGGGGUAGCAGGCCCGGGUGACGUCAACGCAGCGGGCGGGGCUCCGCUGGGUGCGCGGUGUCCGGGGCCUGUGAGUCGUCGCCAGGCUGUGUCGGGCCUGAGCCGAGCAGCUGUGCGACGUCAUGGACAACUCCGGGAAGCAGGCUGAGGCUAUGGCGCUGCUGGCUGAAGCGGAGCGCAAGGUGAAGAACUCGCAGUCCUUCUUCUCCGGCCUUUUUGGAGGCUCAUCCAAAAUAGAGGAAGCAUGCGAGAUCUAUGCCAGAGCAGCGAACAUGUUCAAGAUGGCCAAGAACUGGAGCGCUGCUGGGAACGCUUUCUGCCAGGCUGCCCAACUGCACCUACAGCUCCAAAGCAAGCAUGAUGCAGCCACCUGCUUCGUGGAUGCUGGCAACGCUUUCAAGAAAGCUGACCCCCAAGAGGCCAUUAACUGUCUGAUGAGAGCAAUUGAGAUCUAUACAGACAUGGGCAGAUUCACGAUCGCAGCCAAGCACCACAUUUCCAUUGCUGAGAUCUAUGAGACAGAGCUGGUGGAUGUGGAGAAGGCCAUCGCCCACUACGAGCAAUCUGCAGACUACUAUAAAGGAGAAGAGUCCAACAGCUCAGCCAACAAGUGUCUGCUGAAGGUGGCUGGCUACGCUGCACAGCUGGAGCAGUACCAGAAGGCUAUUGACAUCUAUGAGCAGGUGGGGACCAGUGCCAUGGACAGUCCCCUCCUCAAGUACAGCGCCAAAGACUACUUCUUCAAGGCGGCUCUUUGCCACUUCUGCAUCGACAUGCUCAAUGCCAAGCUUGCUGUUCAGAAGUAUGAGGAGCUGUUCCCAGCCUUCUCGGAUUCCCGGGAAUGCAAGCUGAUAAAAAAGCUGCUAGAAGCCCAUGAGGAACAGAAUGUGGACAGCUACACAGAGUCGGUGAAAGAAUAUGACUCCAUCUCAAGACUGGACCAGUGGCUUACCACUAUGCUUUUACGCAUCAAGAAGACCAUUCAGGGCGAUGAGGAGGAUCUGCGCUAGGCCUCUAGCCACUGCCUUCCACCCAGUCUGUCCCAGAGGUGGAACCAACACUUCCCACCAGGAGUCUGAAGGAGUGGGUGCAAUGCGGGCCACAUCUCCAGGGCACCAGGCGAGCUUUCCUGGAUGGCUGGUCACCCUAUGCCUGCUGCAUCCGUCACCCUGCCAUUUAUUUAAGCCCCCAAAGGAGUCCUGCUCUGGAAAACCCACCUGGGUUCAGAUUCUCCAAUACAGACUUCUCUGUGUGCUUCAGGAACCUGGGGUCAGCAUCCGGUCCCAUCUGACCAGCAGUGUACUAAGGCUGUUUCCAAAUCUCCUACCUUGCCCCCUAGCACAGAUAAGAACACAGGUAGCUCUAAGACUUCUCUCCCUGGCUGGGGGUAACCCCUGCCCCUGGAGCCUUUUCUUGUUCCUACAACGCCAACCUCUCAGGUUAGACCCAGCCCUGGAGCUCACAGGGUGCCUUGGUCCUGCCCUGCGCCUGCUUCUCUCCCUGCAUCCAGGUCUGUCCAUUGACCUGAAACUGCAGCUGGCCCAAGAAGGACAAUAAAACCUGCCACUUUUGCAUGA